Molecule: messenger RNA, 1791 nt
Organism: Macrosteles quadrilineatus (aster leafhopper)
Lineage: Eukaryota; Metazoa; Arthropoda; Insecta; Hemiptera; Cicadellidae
Exons: 2
Coding region: 1-1791 (596 amino acids)
Molecular function (GO): catalytic activity
Source: RefSeq, a predicted model, not a curated record
AUGCGCUCUCUGAAUACGGGGUUUUCAGAGAUGUGCUCACUGGUGCGUGACUUUGACUUCGAUGUUUUUGGAGUGUCAGAGACGUGGCUGUGCCCUGGAACACCAUCAGAAGACUUCUCUAUGCCUGGGUAUCAGUUGUUGCGAGCUGAUCGUAACACAAAUGUAGAAUGUGAAGAAGAUCAAGGAGGUGGGGGUGUUGCCAUCUAUAUCAAAGAUGGUAUACACUUUGAAAGUCACAGCUUUGAAGAUAGUUUGAGUCCUGGCAUAGAGGCACUUUGUAUCAUUUUGAAAAUGAGUGGUGAGAGACUCGGGCUAUGUGUGGCCUAUCGACCGCCCAAUGUGAGGCAGUCUUGCCUUGCUUCCUUGUUUCACUCUUUGUUUGUGGAUCUUGCAGUCGAAGUGAACAAUGUCAUUUGUUUAGGGGACUUGAACGUUGAUCUCAUGUCGAAAAAUAGUAACGAAUAUCAAUAUUACAGCCGACUCUUGAAAGAAGCAUGUGCUGUACAACUAAUUAAUGAGCCAACGAGAGUAACAGCAACUUCAGCCACCUUGUUAGACCAUAUCAUUGUGGACAGGUUGACUGAAGUCAAGAGGACCGGCAUAGUGGAUGCUUCGACCCUGACGAACUUAUUUAGUGAUAUGAUUGACGCCAAAGACAAGGGUAAAUAUAGUUCUCUAGUUAUGCUGGACUAUUCAAAGGCAUUUGAUUCAAUGAACCAUGAGAUGCUAUUGGCCAAAAUGAAAUAUUAUGGCUUUGACGAAAAUAUUUUGAAAUGGAUAAGGUCAUACUUAGACUCCAGGCUGCAAGUGACGCAGUUAGAGAGUGAAACAUCAACCCCGCUUGUCAAAACCCAAGGAAUUCCCCAAGGCAGCUGUCUUGGGCCUGUUCUGUUCAAUUUGUACACGGCAGACCUUCCUAGCUGUGUGCAACAUUGUACAGUUCAUUUGUAUGCCGAUGACUCACAGCUGCACUUGUCUUAUGAGCCAUCCCAGAUUAGAGCUUCACUCGAUCUCAUUAACUCUGAUCUGAGAAAAAUCCUUUUGUGGUCAGAAGCAAAUGGGUUGAAACUCAAUACUGGCAAGUGUACUGUGAUGCAUACGGCGCCACAAGACUUGGUGCAGUCCCUCAGCGAGAGAGGAGUGAGUGUUGUGCUCAACGGGGAAUCUUUGACUUUGUGUGACAAGUCAAAGACUCUUGGCGUUGUGCUUGAUAGCAGCCUCACCUUCUCUGACCAUGUCACACAUGCUUCGCAGCGCGCGUUAGGAAGGCUGAGAGGGCUGUACAGGUUUAGAAGUCUGCUGCCAGAAUCUGCGAAGCUGCGCCUCAUGCAGUCACUAGUCCUGUCGGUGUUUACAUAUUGUCUCCCUGCUUAUGGAAACAGCAUCUCUGGAGUAGACAUGACCCGAAUGCAGAAACUGCAAAAUUCAGCUAUUCGCUUCAUUUUUUGCCUCAAAAAAUUUGAACAUGUCUCUCCCUAUAGAGCUGUAGCGGGGAUGACAACAGUAGACACUGUUUGCAGGAUCAUGACGUGCUGCAUGGUGCACAAGGCUCUUGUCUUACAGGAGCCACAGUACCUUCUUGAGAGGCUCUCUUUCCGGGAGGAGGUCUCUCAGCGCAGUACCCGCCAUGGUGGUCUCCAGCUUCACUUUCCAAGAGUGAGGCUUGAGUUUGGGAGACGAAGCUUCUCGUACUUCGGUCCAAAACUGUACAACGACCUCCCCUCUGGCCUCAAAAAGUAUUCUUUAUCAUCAUUUAGAGUUAAGAUCAAAGAAUUGUGCACUGAUGGUUAA